Ipomoea triloba (trilobed morning glory) is the source of this 1532-nucleotide messenger RNA. RefSeq names its product carbamoyl-phosphate synthase small chain, chloroplastic-like. The transcript has 10 exons. The coding region runs from base 1 to 1284 and encodes 427 amino acids. NCBI's taxonomy places the organism in Eukaryota, Viridiplantae, Streptophyta, Magnoliopsida, Solanales, Convolvulaceae. Gene Ontology annotation, cellular component: cytoplasm; carbamoyl-phosphate synthase complex. Gene Ontology annotation, molecular function: carbamoyl-phosphate synthase (glutamine-hydrolyzing) activity. The record is from RefSeq and is a predicted model, not a curated record. Gene Ontology annotation, biological process: L-arginine biosynthetic process; L-glutamine metabolic process; 'de novo' pyrimidine nucleobase biosynthetic process.
AUGGAUUGUGCUCUGAGAACUCAUAAUCCCCCCGUAGCAAUACAAAAUUCUCUGAUUUAUCUCAAGCCUCUAGCGAAAGUUAGGGUUUUUACGGUCAAGUGCUCCACUUCUUCGGCAGCUCCUUCUUCAGGAGUGGUAGAGAGGCCGUGGAAGGUGGCAGAUGCCCGACUUGUCCUUGAGGAUGGUUCAAUAUGGAGGGCAAAAUCAUUUGGUGCUUCUGGGACCCAAGUUGGCGAAGUGGUUUUCAAUACAUCUUUAACAGGGUAUCAGGAAAUCCUUACAGACCCUAGUUAUGCUGGCCAAUUUGUCUUGAUGACAAAUCCCCACAUUGGCAACACUGGUGUGAAUUAUGAUGACGAAGAAUCUAGACAAUGCUUUCUAGCAGGUUUAGUAAUUAGAAGUUUGAGUAUAAGUACCUCAAAUUGGAGAUGCACAGAGACGCUUGGUGACUACUUGGCUUCUAGGAAUAUAAUGGGAAUAUAUGAUGUUGACACUCGUGCCAUUACUCGGAGAUUGAGGGAAGAUGGAAGCCUUAUUGGUGUUCUAACAACGGAGGAACAUAAAACAGAUGAGGAACUUCUGGAAAUGUCUCGCACAUGGGACAUUGUCGGAGUGGAUUUAAUUAGUGGUGUUUCCUGUAAGGCCCCUUAUGAAUGGGUUGAUAAAACUCGCUCAACAUGGGAUUUUAACAUUAAUGGAAGAAGCCAAGAAACUUACAACGUGGUUGCAUAUGAUUUUGGUAUCAAGCAAAAUAUUCUAAGGAGAUUAGCAUCCUAUGGCUGUAAAAUCACUGUUGUUCCUUCAACAUGGCCUGCAGCUGAAACUUUGAAGAUGAAACCUGAUGGGGUCCUUUUCAGCAAUGGUCCAGGGGACCCCUCUGCAGUUCCUUAUGCUGUUGAAACGGUAAAAGAAAUAAUUGGAAAGGUUCCUGUCUUUGGCAUUUGUAUGGGCCAUCAGUUGCUUGGUCAAGCUUUGGGGGGUAGAACAUUUAAAAUGAAGUUUGGUCACCAUGGUGGGAAUCAUCCAGUUCGUAACCUUCGCAAUGGCAGUGUUGAGAUUAGUGCCCAGAAUCACAAUUACGCUGUUGAUCCCAAGUCACUUCCUGAAGGUGUAGAGGUAACUCAUAUCAAUUUGAAUGAUGGAAGCUGUGCUGGUCUUGCCUUCCCCCAACAAAAGUUGAUGGCACUGCAAUACCAUCCUGAGGCAUCUCCCGGGCCUCAUGAUUCAGAUAAUGUAUUUGGGGAGUUUGUACAACUAAUGAAGAAAGAAAGAGGAAAGGCAUGAGUAAUGCCAUCUUAGCAGAGGAGCAGAGAUUAUUUUAUCUAUGCUAGCAAAGGAACAACUGCCCCAACCUGCAGAUGAAGAAGAUAUCAGUGUAUGCCCCCAACAUUUAAUUUGUGUAACAUUUUAAUAUCCAAUUUCCUAUAUUAUGUUGUGUUCUAUCAAAUUAUUAGGUUGAAACUCUGAAUACUUGCAUUAGGCUAUUCACAUACUCUAACUUUUAAAUUAUAAAUUUUGCAAGGUUCAAACAA